Lagenorhynchus albirostris (white-beaked dolphin) is the source of this 873-nucleotide messenger RNA. It is a transcript of the gene FMR1NB, whose product is annotated as FMR1 neighbor. The transcript has 5 exons. The coding region runs from base 1 to 873 and encodes 290 amino acids. NCBI's taxonomy places the organism in Eukaryota, Metazoa, Chordata, Mammalia, Artiodactyla, Delphinidae. The record is from RefSeq and is a predicted model, not a curated record.
AUGCCUUCCAAGGGGCAGUUGUCACGGGGGAGGAGACGGCCGAAGACUCGGGCGUUGCGGGCGGCGCGCCGCAAGCAGAGCAGUUGUCAGGCGGGGAACCAAGAGAAGAACACGGAGAUGGUGUCGUCCACUAGCGGCAGUGCCCCCGAGGACCAGGCCAUCAUGGCGGACAGGCCUAAGCCGGGCCCGCGGGCGUUUCUGUGCGGCAUCCAGGCCUGCUACUCUCUGGUGAAGGUGUGGGCCUGCAGACGCUCCCGGCUGCUCUUGUUUGGCGUCUGCGCCCUGCUCAUGCUGCUGUUCUACUGCUACCUGAGUGCCAGGUUCUCGAAUUCUGUGUCUCCAACUGAAAAUAUUCUGUGGAGCAAUGAAAAUGUUAAUGGACAACCUCUGGAAGAAACUGCUGCCUGGGAACCUCUGGAAGAAACUGCUGCCGGGGAAACUCUGUUAAGUUUUUUCUUUCCAACAACAUGCAUUGUACAGGAGAAUCAGGAGGUAAAGCCUUGCCGUCACCUGCAAGAUCUUAGCAAAAGUGAAUGUUUGAGAUACAAAUGCUGUUAUUCGUCAUCCAAGACCAGUAAAUUCAACUGUUUUGCCCCGCUACGAGACAAGCCUAUGCAGAUGUUCCGGAUGUUUGGGCUUGGUGUGAUCAGCAUUCUCAUCCUGGGAUGUCUGCCCAUUUGUUGCUACUUGCUUUGCCAGAGGAGCAUAUGGGCCAAUCCUUUACGAAGGAAAGUCAACAGAAUUUUAAAGGGUUUCAAGAACCGAAGACGCAAACCAAAGAGGGUUGCUGGAACAUUAGGGAAAGCAACAGAUGAGGAAGGGUUAGGUGAUGAAAAGGAGCAGGAGACCACAGGUAAUGACAAUAGCAUAUAA